UUGGCCAUGAUUAAUCUGACCACACAGAACAGUAGAUAUUGUUCAGGUUGCUUCUGUAUGCUUAUGAUAAAUCUUUAACUUUCUUUAUCAUUGUUAGGGGGAGCAGGGGGAAUCAGGAAUGCCAGGCCCUAAAGGUUCAAAGGGGGAUAGAGGAGACAAAGGAGACUUCGGCCCAACAGGACCACAAGGUCCAUCUGGGGAGAAAGGUGACCAGGGUACAACUGAAAUCAUAGAUUACAAUGAAAACAUCCAAGAGGCUCUUCAGAAGAUAACAACUAUUACAGUUACGGGUCCCCCCGGGCCUCCUGGGCCAGUUGGACCAAAGGGAAUCAAGGGUGAUGAGGGUGUACCUGGACUGCCUGGGCUGGAUGGAGAAAGGGGUCACAAGGGGUCUAAAGGGGACAUGGGAAUCACUGGAAUAUCAGGAGACAAGGGAGCGAUGGGUCUCCCUGGCUUGCCGGGUGUGAAUGGCCUUAAAGGAGACAAAGGAGACGCCGGCCUGCCUGGCCCUCAGGGACCCUCGAUAAUCGGACCCCCUGGUGCGCCUGGGACGCACGGACCACCUGGCCCCAUGGGUCCUCAUGGAUUCCCUGGGCCAAAGGGGGAACCAGGUUUGCAUGGUCUCAAGGGAGCACGUGGGGAGCCUGGGCAUAAGGGUGACAGAGGACCCCUCGGUCUCCCUGGAGCAUCUGGCUUGGAUGGCAAGCCGGGACCCAGGGGAAUGGAUGGGCCAGUUGGCACUCCUGGUCCUGCAGGUCCAAAGGGAGAUAUAGGUGAGAAGGGGGAUGUUGGUGAUCCUGGACCCAGAGGACCAUAUGGAUUACCUGGAGCUGCUGGAACUCCUGGAAUGGAUGGGUUACCAGGAUUAAAGGGAGACAAGGGUGACGAGGGGGAAAGAGGAGAAAAGGUGAUUUUGAAAUAG
Molecule: messenger RNA, 922 nt
Organism: Myxocyprinus asiaticus (Chinese sucker)
Lineage: Eukaryota; Metazoa; Chordata; Actinopteri; Cypriniformes; Catostomidae
Product: collagen alpha-1(XXV) chain-like
Exons: 16
Coding region: 119-922 (267 amino acids)
Source: RefSeq, a predicted model, not a curated record